UGAAUUGUCUUUAGUGCAUAAUCUGAAAAUUGUGCUCUUAACUUAAUUAUUCAAGCAAGUAAUCUCGCAAAUGUCAUAUUACGAGUUAGAAUUGGAGUGUAUAUGAAUAGUCUGGAUUAAGAGCUAUCGUGAAAUAUGGUUACGGAGCAAAAGUUGUCCCAUUUGUCAAGUCAACAAAGAGUUGUUUCCCAACUCCCUGAUCGGAGCCUCUCAAGUGAUGACCACAUAAUGCGCCUCAAAGAAGGUUACAUCAAAGAAGGAAGCACUGUAAGUGUAAUGGGGCUUGUAAGGCGCCAUGAGAAUGUCGUAAUGAUUGUUCCACCAGUAGAGCCUAUUUCAACAGUAUGUCAAAAUGUAGAUGUGAUCCCUGUAUAAUGUACAUAAGACUA
Messenger RNA from Solanum dulcamara, 389 nucleotides. RefSeq lists its product as uncharacterized. NCBI's taxonomy places the organism in Eukaryota, Viridiplantae, Streptophyta, Magnoliopsida, Solanales, Solanaceae. The transcript has 2 exons. The record is from RefSeq and is a predicted model, not a curated record. Bases 136 to 375 code for a protein of 79 amino acids.